AUGGUGCAAAUCUCGCAGCUCACCGCUGUCGCGCUUGCCGCGCUCGCGUCACGUGCCUCGGCCGCGUACACCAACUCGUCGUCGUCCGCGACCGCGCCCGCCACGGCGUCGUCUUCGUCGUCUGCGGCGCCGUCUGCGUCGUCGGCGCCGCUGUCGUUCUCGGGAUUCGACAUCCUGAGCGCCGCUUCCGGCAGCAACGUCGCGUACGGCAAGAACGGCGACUUCCUGUUCGAGGUCAGCCUCGACGCGGCGUCGACCGGCGAGGCGUGGUUCACCGUGCCAGACGCGUUCACCGGGUUCCCGGCCACGCCGUUCUCGCUGGACUACGGCUCCGUGACCAGCAACGGCGGCAACAACUUCUCCGUCCACGUGACCACGACGCCCUCCAACGGCCAGGCCGUCGUCGCGUUCCCAGGCGAGCUGACACAGGCCGCCAAGGACGCCAUCACCGCGCCCGGCGCGGUGACGUACACGUUCGGGUCCAGCUCGGGCUCGUUCACGUCUGCGGUCGACUACGAGGCGCGGCCCACGACGGCGGCUUCCUCGUACGGAACGAUCUCCGGCAACACCAUCAGCUUCGAGGUCGACGUGCCUGCCGAGGUCUACUCGUCGCGCGUGACCCUGUCCGCGCCCGCGCAGGCCGGCUACGCGUUCUCGGGCUCCGUGCAGGCGUUCUACUUGGCCGCUGACGCUUUCAACGACGGCGCGGCGACCGCGUACGCGGGCUCUGGCUUCGCGGACUCCUCGAGCGCCGCCCAGGUGUUUGCCACCUUCACGGGCGCGCUUCCAGCGGGCGUCGUGGGCGUGCGUUUCAUCUACUCGGCGGAGAUCUCCACGACCCAGGACUACUACACGUCCUCGGUCAACCUGGCGUUCCCAGACGGAACGAACCUGCGCGCCAGAGACGUGCACGAGGCGAUUACUGCGUACGUGUACCCGGCUUCUUUCACGGGCACCAUCAUGACGCCUACGACGAGCAUCUACUCGGACUCCAGCUCGGGAGCUGGGUCCGCGACGGGGUCUGCGACGGGGUCCGCUAGCGGAUCCGCGACGGGAUCCGCUUCCGGCUCUGCUUCCGCUUCCGCGACGGGAUCCGCUUCCGCUUCCGGCACUGGCACCUCCGCUUCCGCCUCCGCCUCCAGCUCCGCCACCACCACCACAACCACCGCUUUGUCCACCACCGUCAUCACCACCUGCACCGAAUGUGCCCACCCAACCACCGCGGUCGCCGUCUCGACCGCCACAGUCACCAAGAACGGCGUCGUCACUCAGUACACCACAUACUGCCCCUUGACCACCGAGGCUCACACUCGCGUGCAGUCUGGCAGCACUGCGGUCGCUUCCGUGGUUGUCACUGAAGUCGAGAGCAAUAUCUUUACCGUGUACACCACCUACUGCCCCUUGUCUGCUGAGACCAAGACGGGCAGCGCCAGUGGCGCUGCCACUGCUGCUCCACAGGGCACCGCCUCUCCAGCGGGCCCAGCGGGCCCAGCUGGCACUGGCUCUCCAGCUUCCCCUGCCGGCCCGGCGGGCACUGCUUCGCCAGCGGGUACUGGCUCGCCAGCUGCUCCAGCGGGCGCUGCUUCCCCAGCGGGCACUGGCUCGCCAGCGGGCCCAGCGGGCCCAGCCGGCUCCGCCUCCCCCGCUUCUCCAGCGGGCUCUGCUUCGCCAGCCGGCAGUGGCGCUCCAGCCGGCCCAGCGGGCUCCGCCCCCCCAGCCGCCUCCCCAGCAGCCUCCGCUGGUUCCGCCGCCACCACCCUCUCUGCCAGCACCACCGCUGGCUCCGGUGCCGUUACCGUCUCUACUUACUCUGCGGGUGCCAACGCCCUCAAGGGCGGCUUCUCCGCGCUGGUUCUAGGCCUUGUCGCCUUCGCUUUGUAA
Messenger RNA from Lachancea mirantina, 1881 nucleotides. Lineage: Eukaryota; Fungi; Ascomycota; Saccharomycetes; Saccharomycetales; Saccharomycetaceae. The record is from the annotation of a GenBank genome assembly.